Molecule: messenger RNA, 3139 nt
Organism: Plasmodium vivax (malaria parasite P. vivax)
Lineage: Eukaryota; Apicomplexa; Aconoidasida; Haemosporida; Plasmodiidae
Product: phosphatidylinositol transfer domain containing protein
Exons: 1
Coding region: 1-2799 (932 amino acids)
Biological process (GO): phospholipid transport
Source: RefSeq, a predicted model, not a curated record
AUGAAGCUGAUCGAGUUCAGGCUGGCCAUGCCCCUCACCAUGGAGGAGUACAAAAUCUGCCAGCAGUACCUGCUGGCCAAGGUGUCGCACGAGGAUACGGAAAACACCAUCCACGGCGUGGGACACAAUAAAAAAACGGACGGAAGGAGUCUAGUGCUUUUUAAAAAGGGAACAUAUGAUGAUGAAAAUGGAGAGCCAGGAGACUACACCUUCAAAAGAAUGAACCUUGUAAAUAAAAUCCCAAAGUGGCUACUCAAUUUUGUAGAUCCAAAAUAUUGCCUUAUAGAUGAAAAGUCCUGGAAUAGCUACCCGUAUUUGAAGACGGUGUACGAAGCUACUGGAUUUCCAAAGGCACAAGUGCAGGUAGAAUCGACUCACCAUAUAGGUUACAACACAGAAGAUAAUGCCUUUAACAUAUCGGAUGAGCAGCUAGCACAGAGGAAGGUCGUGCUCAUAGAUAUAGUGAAUGACAAAGUGGCCUAUAAAGAUUACCUCCCUGAGGAAGACCCUACCAUUUUCUACAGUGAAAGAGCACAGAGAGGAAAGCUAGACGAAAAUUGGAUUGAAAAUAGCAAAGUGAUUAUGACUUGUUAUAAACUCUUUAAUAUUGAUAUCCCCUACUUUGGAAUGUUUUGCUCUAAAUUAGAAAAUUGGAUCGUCACCGUGAUUAAGGACAGUCUGCUGAAGUACCACCGAAAGGCCCUCAGCUGGAUUGACGAAUGGAUUGACUUAACGGAUGAGCAGAUAAGAGCGUUCGAGGCGGAGAUACAGAACAAGUUGGAAGGCUUUUGGAAAGAAGUUGGGCUAGACGUAGAAACCGAUUCGUCUGUGGCUGUUCAGUUUAUGGCUGAUAGACAAGCGAACACCCCCUUCGCACAACAACCUGCUGACGAUUUUGAUGAUGGAGAGCAUCUGGAAAUGGAUCAGGCGUCCAUCGACGCUGUGAAGAGCGACCCUGCGAAUAGAGGUACCGCUUGUACGCCUCUUCCCCCGACGGAUGAGCAUUCGAAGUUUCCAGGCAGCAAAGUGGGUCGUGGCAUUGGCAGUGCUAGUGGUGCCCCGUCCGGUGAAAGUACCAGCGCAUCCGAGUUGGCCGAAAAAUCGGGGAAAAAGAGCAAAGAUAAGAAGAAGAAGAAGAAGAAGAAGAAAAAGAAAAAGGGAGCCGACGGGGAGGAGGGCAGCAGCGGUAAGAAGAGCUCCAAGUCGAAAGACGGCAAAAAGAGCAAAAAGAAGAAAGCAAAAGGGGGGGAAGCGGUGGAAGCGGUGGAAGCGGCGGAAGCGGCAGAAGUGGUCGAAGCGAAGGAAAGUGCCGACCCAAGUGAAAGCCAAGGUAGCCUAGACGGAGGAGCGUCUUCCAAACUCAGGGGAGCGGCUGCACCCAGUCAAGCGGAGGAGGAAGGCAGUUCGCAGAGUUUAGAAGCGGGAGAAGAGGCGGAGGCAACCGAUUCGAGUGCGUUAAAUGUGGAGGAGGGAGCCAAUGCGCAGAAGGAACAGACCAGCAGCAGCACCACCACCACAGCAGAAGGAGAAGCGGGUCAAAGCGAAAGCACCGAAAAACUGGCCGAGGGAGAACGACCCAAGAAGACGAAGAAGUCUAAGGGUAAAUCGUCAAAGGGGAAAAGCUCAAAGGAGGAGGGUAAGAAGAAAAAAUCCGACAAGUCUCUAUCCUCCAGUAGAAAGGAAGAAGGUUUGGCGGAGGUAGAAGAGGAGGUCGAGAAGAGCAGGACCCUCGUUACACCGAGUGAUACCAAAAUUAGGAGCCGAGUUUUGAGAGAGGUGCAUAACGUGGACGAUGAGGAUAUUCUCCUGACAGAGGAGGGAGAAGCAGCGGUGAUGAUGCCCCACAUGGCAGGAGGAAAGCACAGCGGUGAUAGCGUAUUGGGGAAGAAGCUAAACGGGGGUGCUACUCAAAUGGGAGCGGACCUCCCAUGGAAGUUACACCACGUCUUCGUGACUAGAAAUAAAAUGGGUUCCCUCGAGGGUCGAAUUAUGAGCCCCUUUUCAGCAGAAGAUUUGAAACGUUUCAAUGUGAACAGUGUUGGGAACUUCAAAGGGGGGGAAAACCUACUGAUGGUUAACCCCUUCACCGAAAGGAGGUGCACCAAUGGAGCGGCUAACAAUGGGGAGGGAGAAAAAGACAUGUUCUUUCCCCUCAAGAGUGAGUCCCUUUGGGAGGAAGGAAGGACUGAUCUUUUCACCCCAAUUGAUGUAGACCAUUUCUACGCUCGCCAAGGAGGAAACGCAGAGGGGUUGUUCUUCAACGUGGGUAGCAGUGCCAUGGAGGACAGCCAAAUGAUGGGAGACCAGUUUGCAGAAAAUAUGGAGAGUAUGCACAAUGGAAGGAGAGACAUGAGCCGAAAAGAUAGCGACAUAUCCCUUGCCAUCUUUUACACCCUCUCAAUGCUAUUUUUUGUGUAUUCCUCUAUGUCAAUUUAUAAACGAUUUAGAUCCCUUUUUUAUUUUCUCCUCUCUGCCGUCCUCUGCGCAUGCGCAUUCGUAUAUUAUGAGUAUUGGAAUCAGUCCUGCUUCGGCCAUGGAAAUGUGCACAAGUUUUACGUGAGCAACUUCCCAGCGAGCCUUACCUCGGUGACGUCCUUCCUAUCUGGCCAGAGGAGAGAACAACCCCGAGAGGAGAUCUUCAAGACCCUUUACAAGCUGAACAAGGCCACCCUGAAUUUCGCCUCCAACUCGCUGAAUGCUCAGUUUCAGGGCUCAAUUUUGAGCGACCUUAAUGAGAUCUUGUCCUCCCAGAAUGGGAAGUACGCCCAGUAUGUGGGCAGCUUAUUGGGCAAGAAAUGAGGGGAGCGACUGGGCGCGAGAACGAACGGAGAUAAUACACUUUAGUGGUGGAAGCGGUUGCGAAGCGGUUGUAAAGCGGUUUUAAAGCGGUGGUGGAAGCAUCGUAAUGUGAAGCCUUUUUUUUUUAAGCCAAAUCAUGGAGGCGCAUUUUUGGACCGUGGCCAUCCUGGUGAAGAGAUCCCAUCGGUGAGGAAAAACAUGGGUGGUGGGGGCCCAAUCGGAGGAAUGGACGACCCCUUCCUUAGUGGAGUGAAAACGCUGGGGUAAAGCCAUCAGAAGAGAGCCGAGUUAGGCCUUCCAAGAGAAGCGCUACUACGGCAAGAAUGCAAAAUAGGGAGAA